Messenger RNA from Nomia melanderi (Alkali bee), 2278 nucleotides. RefSeq names its product Cathepsin L4 (gene CtsL4). Gene Ontology annotation, molecular function: cysteine-type peptidase activity. Lineage: Eukaryota; Metazoa; Arthropoda; Insecta; Hymenoptera; Halictidae. Gene Ontology annotation, biological process: proteolysis. The record is from RefSeq and is a predicted model, not a curated record.
AGUAAAGAAGGCUCGGCGUUCUCGAAACGGCCCAGUUUCGGUAGCGAGUAGCGACGCGAAAAGUGAUUCCGCGAUGAAUCUUCGGCUGCGCGGCCUCUCGAAUUUCGCGUUCCUCGUACUGACGCACUUGCUGAUAGCACUCGCCGAUAUUCGACCGUUCGAAAAGGCGAAUCGUUUUCCUCCGAAAGUAUCCGAAAAGUUGGACGAGUAUUGGAACGCGUACAAGGUUCGAUACAACAAGAGCUAUUCCGAAAGUGAGGAGGCUGCGAGGAGAACAGCCUGGGAGGCAAACCUGGUCACGAUCUACAAGCACAACAUGAUGGCAGCUGCCGGUCAUCACAGCUACACGCUGCGCGACAAUCACAUAGCGGAUCUCGGAACCAGACAAUACAUUCGAGGCAUGGUGAAGCUGAUGCCGAGUCGUAAACGGCGCGUCUCGAAGGAGCCGAUGGUUGGCGCGGUGUUGCGCGACCCCCGACUCGUGCCCGCGCGACUCGAUUGGCGCGAGCACGGGUUUCAAACUCGCCCGGAGAACCAGCGAGAUUGCGGCAGUUGUUACGCUUAUUCGAUAGCCGGCGCUAUUCAGGGUCAAGUUUUCAAGGAAACCGGCAUGCUGAUUCCUCUGAGCGAGCAACAGUUGAUCGACUGCAGCACCUCUACGGGAAACUUGGGUUGCUCCGGUGGUUCCCUGAGGAACACGCUCAGAUAUCUCGAGAAGGCGAAAGGACUGAUGGCUCGAGAUCAUUAUCCGUACAAAGGAAGACAAGGCGCGUGUCGGUUCCAGGAAGACUCGAGCGUCGUUAAUAUUACUUCGUGGGCAGUGUUACCGGCGCGCGACGAGAAUGCUUUAGAAGCUGCCGUGGCGACCAUAGGCCCGAUCGCGGCUUCGAUAAACGCCAGUCCGAAAACUUUUCAGCUCUAUCACGAAGGGAUCUACGACGACGAAACUUGCAGCUCGGACACCGUGAACCACGCCAUGCUGAUCGUCGGCUACACGCCUACCGAAUGGAUCUUGAAAAAUUGGUGGGGCGACGGAUGGGGUGAAAACGGUUAUAUGCGGUUGAUUAAAAAUAAAAAUCGAUGCGGCAUAGCCAAUUACGCGGCUUAUGCAAAAGUAUAGUCGUCUGACGUCGGAUGGAGUCGCAACGAGUAGACCGCUUUCAUCAUUGUCAUUUGUCGUCGAUUAUCUUGUUACGAUUCGACCGUUACGAAACGAGCUCGGUUGAAGCUACGAAAAAAUGUUGAUCUCUCGAUAAACGUGCGAAAACUAGUGAAUUUCAGCUGUACACGGUUGCUAUUUUCGUUGUAUUUCUCGCCUCGCCUCGCGUCGCACCGCCACGCUGCAUUUCUUUUCCGCAUUUCUGCAGUUUCAUGCUAAUUUCCGACGGAGGGAAUCGCGCCAUUAGCGACGCGAGUCUUCUCCUUCGGAUCGAUUGAAACCAUGGCUAGAGUAGGUAAAUAAACGUUCCAUAAAAUCACAUCCACCGACUGGUUCUCCGAUCGCUGUUGGCCGUUUCGGGUACAUCGACCGGUCUGCGGACACGCGAUCGAAGCGUCUAUGGAAAUGCACGUGUACGCGACGUAUCGUACGUGGACAUGUAUCUCCCGAGUACGCUCGGAAGUCGCAGGAUCUUCCGACGAGAUCGGCCGUUCGAAAACGCGGACGGAGAAGCCGAAGGAUAGACGCGGCGCGAUACGAAGCGACGCGAAGCGACGCGAAGCGAGUCGAAACGAAGCCGAGUGAAACGAAAGGAAUAGCACGAUGCGCGGGUACGACGGACGCGACGAACAUGUCGAACACGGCGAACAGAGACAUGUUCGUGGCGCGUGCUUCUACCAACGAUAUCAACGUGAUUCGUCUCUGUCCAAUCCGCGGUAUCCCCUCGCUCGUGGAGCAAAGUUCAGACUUUACCGAGAAUCGAUGCGUGACUAAAUCAUUCCGUCCGAGAAUCAUCAGUCUUCGCGGUUGAGUCGCUUGGGAAGUCGUGCCGAUGAAAACCGAUCGACCGACUGCGUACGAGCAAGUAUAGGUUGAAGGGCGAGUGUGCGUCGGCGACUUGUCAAAACGGGACGCUAAGCGUGAAAGUGGUUACUCCUACAUCUCUGCCUCGCUCGACGAAAUUUUCAAUUUUCAAUUUUUAAUUUUCAAUUUUCAAUUUUCAUCGGAGUCUGCUCUGGCCGAUUGUUUGGCGGCGCGCCAAAAUGUCAACGAGCGAGUCCCAACUGUUGUUGUCCGAAACCUGAAGCGUAUCGCAACAGCUUUGCAUUGGCAAAAAUC